Messenger RNA from Bursaphelenchus okinawaensis, 693 nucleotides. The record is from the annotation of a GenBank genome assembly. Lineage: Eukaryota; Metazoa; Nematoda; Chromadorea; Rhabditida; Aphelenchoididae.
AUGAAGGUCUACCUAUUAGCUGGUCUUGGACUAGCUGUUUUGUGCAACAUAGCACUAGCUCAAGAUUGUAAAGAUGAUGGUACUAACUGUGCACAGUUCUCUCAAAUGUGCACCAACAGAGUUUAUGCUUCGAUCUUGCAAAAUUACUGUAAAAAAACAUGUAAUGCCUGUCCUGGAGAUUGUAAGGACAAUUCACCAAGGUAAGAUGUUACUGUAGAAGAGGAUUAUAAGUUUGAGAUUUGAAAUUAAAAAAAAUUUUUUAAUUUUUUUUUAGUUUUUAAGUUUUAAAAAAGUUUUGUCGUUUUUGAAAUUGGAAAUACACGUAAAUUAAAAACAUUCGCAUUUAAAUAAGCACAGAAUUAGUUGAACCAUCUAAUAGAAAGAUCUUUUUUAUAUUAACAUAGCCACGUAAAACCAUUUUCAAAUUUUUCCCACUUCAGAUGCCCAUCGUGGAAUAUGAAUGGCUUCUGCCAAAGUAACUACUACUCAGACGCCGAAAAGAAGAUGUACUGUAGCAAGACGUGCAACUUGUGCAGCGCCGAUGGCGGAGGCUCUGGCGGAGGCGGCGCAAGCGGCGGAGGCGGCGCAAGCGGCGGAGGCGGUGGUGGUGGUGGUGCUUCUGGAGGCGGUGGCGGUGCUUCUGGUGGCGGUGGUGCCUCUGGAGGAGGUGGAGCCUCCGGAGGUGGAAGAUAA